Hemiscyllium ocellatum (epaulette shark) is the source of this 3695-nucleotide messenger RNA. It is a transcript of the gene sfxn3, whose product is annotated as sideroflexin 3. Gene Ontology annotation, molecular function: monoatomic ion transmembrane transporter activity. The coding region runs from base 147 to 1115 and encodes 322 amino acids. NCBI's taxonomy places the organism in Eukaryota, Metazoa, Chordata, Chondrichthyes, Orectolobiformes, Hemiscylliidae. Gene Ontology annotation, cellular component: mitochondrial inner membrane. The record is from RefSeq and is a predicted model, not a curated record. Gene Ontology annotation, biological process: serine import into mitochondrion; monoatomic ion transport. The transcript is spliced from 11 exons.
UCCCCCUCCCACGCGCCGCCGUGUUUGGCUGCGGCGAGGCGCGCGAGCGCUUCCCGGAGAGAGACCGAGGAGUGGGGAACCGAAACCGGGACCACCGAGACAGAGACAGAAUAACCGGGACCGGGGAGAGACCGGAGUUAAAAAAAAUGUCUGAAAAGUUGAGGUCUGAUAUUAAUUUAAAGGAACCACGAUGGGACCAAACGACCUUCAUGGGGCGAGCCAAGCAUUUCUUUAUGGUGACUGACCCUCGCAAUGUUCUACUUUCCAGUGAAGCAUUAGAGGCAGCGAGGACCACUGUGGAGAACUACAAGCAUGGCAAAGUCCAACCAGAUCUGACUGAAGAUGAGCUUUGGAAAGCGAAGUACAUCUAUGAUUCAGCUUUUCAUCCAGAUACAGGCGAAAAAAUGAUUCUGAUUGGACGGAUGUCUGCACAGGUUCCAAUGAAUAUGACCAUCACUGGUUGCAUGCUGACAUUUUAUAGGACCACUCCAGCUGUAGUCUUUUGGCAGUGGGCCAAUCAGUCUUUCAAUGCAAUUGUUAACUAUACCAACAGAAGUGGGGAUGCACCGUUGACAGUGGGCCAACUGGGUACUGCAUAUGUCAGUGCAACAACAGGUGCUGUUAUCACAGCCCUUGGGCUAAAGUUACUCACUAAGCAUUUGCCCUCACUGAUUGCACGUUUUGUGCCCUUUGCCGCUGUAGCUGCUGCCAACUGUAUCAAUAUCCCUCUCAUGCGGCAGAGAGAACUUAAGUUUGGGAUUCCAGUUGCAGAUAUCAAUGGGAAUCGUCUCGGGGAAUCGCAAAAAGCAGCACAGCAGGCCAUUGCCCAGGUGGUGGUCUCUCGGGUUGGUAUGGCAUUACCUGCCAUGGCAAUACCUCCAAUUAUCAUGAAUGCUUUGGAAAAGCGAACGUUUUUAAAGCGUUUCCCAGUUUUCAACGCUCCUAUUCAAGUUGGCCUUGUAGGCCUCAGCUUGGUUUUUGCCACUCCACUAUGCUGUGCACUUUUUCCACAAAAAAGCUCCAUGAAGGUCUCCCACCUGGAACCAGAACUUCAAGAUAGGAUUUUGUCAAGUAACCGUGGCAUUGAUGUAGUUUACUUCAACAAGGGUUUAUAGACAAUUCUAACCAAAGCAAAUGGCCAAGAUAGUUAACAAUCCAACUCAGCAGCGGCAGCAACGGUAACCUUCUUUCAAGUUGUAUGUGAUAACUGUCCUGGAAUUUGCCUAUUUCACAGAAACAGCUUUUUUCCGUUUUGGAUGACCAGAUGGGUGAUGGGGAAAUUGCCUUGUAUAGGCUGAGGAGAUAAUUACACUAAAACCGGAAAAAGAACAUGAUUUGGACACGGAAAAAAGUGGAGCUGGGAAGGCACAGCAGGGCAGGCUGCAUCGGUUGGGCAGGAAAGUUGAUGUUUCAGGUCAGGAUCCUUCAGGAUGUUUCCCCUGGCUCCCACCCUGACCUGCUGUGCCUUUCUAGCUCCACAUUUUGUCGACUCUGACUUCUAGCAUCUGCAGUCCUUACUAUCAGCAUGAUUUGGACAUUUAAUUCUCCCCUUUUUCAGAUUCAGUAUGACUUGUACAGGUGUUUGCACACUGGAGCAUUUUGUUGGUGCAUGGUGAAGCAGAAUCUAAAGUAUGGAUUAGUUGUCCAGAAACCAAGAAUUUUUUGUGUGAUCUUCUGGGUUUCAAAACAGAAUUGAUCAGAUUUUAUAAUUCCAGUUAUUUAGAGGGGAAAUAAAAUGUCAAUUCCACAUCAUGCAUUAAUGGCGUUGCUGAAUACACAUCUUCCUACCUCUACAGCCUCUCAGGGAAUCCAUGAUUCUCCUAAACCAACCCAUGAUCACAAGAAUCAAGUUUAGAAACACUCCACUUCCAUCGGCCUUCCACAUCCAGAGAGCUGUUCAUGACUUAACUUUCUUGUGCUUUCGGUUGUUCAGUGUCCCUAUAGUAGUUUGUGGUCGAUAAACAUCAAUUAUAAUGUUGCUCUAUUUCAGAGGGUGCUUACUUGCCUGCUAUUCUGGACUGAAACAGCUUUACAUGGGAGUUAUCUGCCAUACUAGGGAAGAAGGUUAAAACUAAAACUGUGCCCCUCUGCAUCUGCUUUUAGUUUGCUUCAUAAUCUAUUCCAAUAGGAACCCACGUGGAACAUUUGUUUCAUUCUGUUCUAAGUUGUGAAUUCACAUCCAACUGCCUAUCCUAUUUUCAAAUACCUAAAAUAAGGUUUGACUGGCAAUAUAAAAGGUUCCUUUUGGUGCUCCUUCAAAUUGGCUUAUGUUGAAACAUACUGAUUUGUUAAAUGUUUUAAGAUUCAUUAAACGUGAAGAUGUUUUGCAGAUGACAUGAUGAGGUGUUCAGCUUUCAUGCUUGAAAGCGCAUCACCUACCUUUUUUUAAACCUGUUGCAGUUGUCAGGCAAGAUUUCUUUAACCUUGAUGUCUGUAAUGGGAGCCUUGCACUUCCAUGUAAAAAAUCUCAAAUCAAAAUGACUCUUGUAAUUUUGUUAAAAAAACUUAGUCUGGAAUUAUGGCAAAUACUGUAUUUUUGUCUUGGCCCUUAGUUUUGUAACUCAAGUUUAAAAUAUAUGAAAGAGGGACUGACCUAAUGCUGGCAUAAACUCUUGUAAUGAAGAAGACAUGGAUGAAUCAAUUAAUUCACACUGAUAUAUGUGAUAUUCCAGUCAUCUGCUUGUGACAUUAUCACAUUGUUUUUCAAAACCAAGUACACCACACUUCAUUCUUAAAAGCACAAGAAAAUGUUAGCUGUUCUCCUUUUGUGGCAAUGGAAAUGUUUUCAGAUGUUCUGUUUCUUCAAAUUGUGCUUUCACUUUCAUUGGAACAGCAAAAGACACAGCAGUACUCUUGUCUUUGUUAUUAAUGCCUUGUAAGCACUGAAUCUCUCAAGGCGGGAUAUUUUUCAUCAGUAAGAUGUUUGCAAUUAUGAAGAAACUUUUAAAAGUUUUAUGCAAAAGUAAUGAUUUCUGUAUUAAAUAUGAAAUUAAGUAAAAGCUGAUCAUUAGCAGUUAUCAUAUCUUCAGAAUAUGCCAAAGUUAUUUUAAGUGCUGUGAAUCACUGCUGCAAAUAUGGAAAUCAAACUGUGCACAGCAUAGUCCCAUGAACAGUAAAAAUGGUCAAUAAUUUAAACUUCAUAAACAUGUAAUAGAAUUUAUAAUUGGCCUAUCAAAUUGGAGAUGCAUUUAGGUGGAGAUAAUUUGAGACUUGAAGACCAAGGCAAUGUAAAAAUCCUUUAUUAAAAGCCUAAAAUUCAAAAACAUUGCAGGAUAUGUUUCCAACAAAGUUUUGGUAACUUUCUUUUAAAUUUUGUUUAAAAUGAUUAUUCUCCAGGCUAACAAUGCAAAUUGCAAAUCUGAACAGUGGCUGAUUGAAUUAAUAUAUUUUCUUCCACUAAGACAGGAGUAGCUACCAGAGAGUCAUUGGGUUCAGGGUAAGGUGAAUUUUGUUCCUGCUGUUCUUGAAUUUCAUGUAUUUCUUCACACCCCUGACAUACCACCGUGGAGUAAGUAUCAUUGAGAAACAAGUUAGAGCAUCUUGAGAACAAUAUAUUUUCAGACAUGCUGAAAAUCAAAUGGACAUAUAUAGGGUCCCAAACUUCAGAUGAGAAUAGGUGAUCGCUGUACAGUGCACAUCCUGGCGAGGAUACUAGGUCUUGUUAAAGUUUCUGGGAAAGCGCAGCAGGUCAGGCA